Molecule: messenger RNA, 1848 nt
Organism: Syngnathus typhle (broad-nosed pipefish)
Lineage: Eukaryota; Metazoa; Chordata; Actinopteri; Syngnathiformes; Syngnathidae
Gene: slc39a11
Product: solute carrier family 39, member 11
Exons: 10
Coding region: 126-1130 (334 amino acids)
Biological process (GO): zinc ion transmembrane transport
Cellular component (GO): membrane
Molecular function (GO): zinc ion transmembrane transporter activity
Source: RefSeq, a predicted model, not a curated record
GAAUCAAAUGCAUUAAAAGGCGGGGCUAAAUCGUCGUAGACACGUGUACCGGGAAGUAGGAAGUGAAUACAGUACAGGGGAGAUCAAGUCAAAUCGGAGGCCAGGAGGUGCGGCCGGCCGGCACAAUGAUUGAAGGCUACUCCCCUGUGGCCCAGGCGCUGAUGGGGACUCUUCUGACCUGGGCUCUAACGGCUGCCGGGGCUGCCAUGGUGUUUGUUUUCCCCGCUCGACAGAAGCACGUCUUGGAUGCAAGUUUAGGAUUUGCAGCAGGGGUGAUGUUGGCCGCCUCCUAUUGGUCAUUGCUGGCGCCGGCAAUCGACAUGGCCGAGGAUUCUGGGAAGUACGGCUCAUUUGCUUUCCUGCCCGUGGCCGUUGGCUUCGCACUCGGGGCGGCUUUUGUUUACUUGGCCGAUGUGGCCUUGCCCUUCUUGGGUGCGUCCGCCGACCCCAACAUGGCCUUGGCUCUUGCGUCGGAAUCCAAGAUUGGAAAAGACAAGGAGGAGGUUUCUCCAUUUUCCGAAUCUCAAGCCGCCAUCAAGUUAGGUAGAGCUGGACUUCUUACAGAGGAGGGCCUUCAAUUCCCCCGGAAGAGAGCAUCUCAUUGGGGUAACUCAAAUGAUGAAGAAAGUGAAAACACACAUGUGGAAGUGAGGAGCCAUUCAGGAAGCAGCUGGAGACGCAUCCUUCUCCUCAUCCUCGCCAUCACUAUCCACAACAUUCCAGAGGGCUUGGCUGUGGGAGUCGGAUUUGGGGCCAUUGGGAAGACUUCGUCCGCAACGCUUGAGAGUGCCAGGAAUUUGGCCAUUGGUAUCGGCAUCCAGAAUUUCCCAGAAGGCCUGGCGGUAAGCUUGCCCCUUCGCGGCGCAGGCGUCUCCACGUGGACAGCCUUCUGGUACGGCCAGCUCAGCGGCAUGGUGGAGCCCGUCGCCGGAACGCUGGGCGCCGUCGCCGUGGUGUUGGCCGAACCUCUGCUGCCGUACGCCUUGGCGUUUGCCGCCGGGGCCAUGGUUUACGUGGUGGUGGACGACAUCAUACCCGAGGCUCAAGUCAGCGGUAACGGAAAGCUGGCAUCCUGGACGGCAAUCUUGGGCUUUAUCGUGAUGAUGUCGCUAGACGUGGGACUGGGCUGAAUCGCCGUGGCGACCGGGAGCACGUCAACAAACAGCCUCCGUCGCCGGCCGUCUGUCCGUCCGUCAUUACAUGCCAGACCUCAGUGUCAAAGGAGGGGGAGCGACGGUAUUUUGUUGAAAUGUCAAUCAUUAGUCUCCCGCAGUGCAACCCGUUGCCUGCCAUAGAACUCCAAAAUGGGACGUCACACUCUUGUUAUGUUUUAAAAGCAGGCAAAUUGAUUGUUGCCUUUUGGACGUGAAUUUAGCUCUCAAGUCUGCAUCUUCCGGGUGAUUCUUUAUCUUGCUGUGAAGUCGAGGUUGUAGGUCUGGACUCCUCACAAAUGGAUUGUGUCAUGGCCACUUCUCCAAACUUGCCGAAAUCAGAAAGCCUCUGUGGCUGUCCAAAUACAUCAAGAUCUAUUUUUCCAGUGGCUCGUACUAGUCCAGCUUUUUCAACGGACUUUUUGGGUCAAGAAAUGGUCCAGUCUUAAAAGUGACAUUUAUCUCAACUUUGAUUUGUUUUAGUUUGGGCUUCUGAUUUUGUUGCGAUGACCUCAUGGCGGGGGUGGCAUGACUUGAACUCGCUGACCUAUUGGAUUUUCUUCCUUUUUCUGCGGAAGGCCUGAAAAGAAGCAGCUGAUUAUUUCUUUCAAAAGUCUACAGACACGCCGUAAAGCCCCUUUUUUACAGUAUGCUGAAAUAUGCCAAUUAAAAUGGGAGGGUAACUAACGUCCAACAA